AUGCCACGCGCGUCCGAUAUACUCCCACACGGUAUCCCGUAUGAGGCGAAAAACCGUGCCUUACCCGACAAAAUUGACUGGCGUGAAUCUGGUUAUGUGACGGGGGUGAAAGAUCAGGGAAACUGUUUCCUGUUGGGCUUUCUCAACAACCGGGCUGUGGAAGGUCAGUGUCGAUACAAUAGGCAGUUUGUAGUUGCCAAUAUGACUGGCUACUAUACUGUGCAUUCUGGCAGUGAGAUAGGAUUGAAAAAUUUAGUCGGCGCCGAAGGACCUGCUGCGGUCGCUGUGGAUGUUGAAUCUGACUUCAUGAUGUACAGGAGUGGUAUUUAUCAGAGCCAAACUUGUUCACCGCUUGGUUUGAAUCAUGCAGUCUUGGCUGUCGGUUACGGAACACAGGAUGGUACUUCUACAUUCGCUGACACACUCACAAUAGAAAUAAGGGAGCAUAGUGAAACUUUACUUGUCAUCGUUGCGGGUAAUUUUAUUCUCUAG
Molecule: messenger RNA, 492 nt
Organism: Fasciola hepatica (liver fluke)
Lineage: Eukaryota; Metazoa; Platyhelminthes; Trematoda; Plagiorchiida; Fasciolidae
Source: the annotation of a GenBank genome assembly